Molecule: messenger RNA, 1729 nt
Organism: Musa acuminata AAA Group (dessert banana)
Lineage: Eukaryota; Viridiplantae; Streptophyta; Magnoliopsida; Zingiberales; Musaceae
Product: bZIP transcription factor TRAB1-like
Exons: 5
Coding region: 317-1486 (389 amino acids)
Biological process (GO): positive regulation of DNA-templated transcription
Cellular component (GO): nucleus
Molecular function (GO): DNA-binding transcription factor activity
Source: RefSeq, a predicted model, not a curated record
CCACCACUAUCCCGCGAGGGGGGAAAUGAUAAUAGAGCAGCGGAAGCGGAAGAAGAAAAAGCGAGCUCUCCAACUGACUACCACCAACAACACUCGGCAGGUCUGCGUCUCUCUCCUUCCGACAACACAUCGAUAGCACAAUCUUCGCCUGUUCCUAUGCGAUUCUAUCGGUACAGAAUGGGGUUGUCGGUCGAGUUUUCAAGAGGUUGGACUUCGUGAGAAUUGAUAGGGGACGGAUAGGAUUCUUGCGAAUUGGGUGGAUUUCCUUUUGCGAGAUAAUCAGAGGAGAAGGGGAAAUCGGAAGGAUCUGCCAAGAAUGAACUUUAAUAAGCAUAGUAUGAUGGGAGAUGGGGGAGGAGGAGGGUCGGGAGCGGAGGCGAAGGGCGGCGGCGGGCUGGCGCGGCAGACGUCCGUCUACUCGCUGACUCUUGAUGAGUUCCAGAGCACGCUGGGGGGGCUCGGAAAGGACUUCGGCUCCAUGAACAUGGACGAGCUCCUCAAGAACAUAUGGACCGCUGAGGAGAGUCAGGUCAUGGCCGCCGUGGCCGCUCCCGUCCUCGACGCCGGCCUUCAGCGGCAGGGUUCCUUCACUCUACCCCGGACUCUCAGCCAGAAGACGGUCGACGAGGUCUGGAGGGGCCUCGUCUGCCUCCCCCAGAAUCCCCCGGCCGCCGCCGUCGCUGGCGUCUCGCACCACCAGCGACAGCCGACGCUCGGCGAGAUGACCCUGGAGGAAUUCUUGGUCAGAGCCGGGGUGGUCAGAGAGCAGCCGGCUGCUCCUUCGACCUCUCUGCCACAGAGACUUAAUGGUGAUCACAGUAAUAACGGCAACAGCAACAACAAUGCUAUCAGCAACGUGCUUUUUGGUGAUCCACCAGUUGCAAACAAUGCCUCAAGCCUUCCUCUUGGGUUCACGCAGGCAAGUCGAAACAGUAGGGAUGUCGUACUGACCAAUCCGAUUGCAAACAGUUCAGUGACUAAUUUACCGAUGAUGGCCACUGCUGAGCCGAGUCAGUUCGUUGUGCCGCAUGGUGCUGUUGAUUUGGGGAACCCUCAGAGGAACAGAGGGGGAGGCCUUGUUGGGAUUGGGGAUGCAGGGUUGAAGAACGGAUUAAUGUCUGGAGCUGUUGGUUUGGGCACGGUUGCAGGUACAGUUGCAGUUGGAUCUCCAGCAAACCACCUGGCUUCAGAUGCACUUAGGAAGAACGGUGGGGAUUUAUCUUCGGUGUCGCCAGUUCCAUAUGCUUUUGGUGGAGGUCUGAGAGGAAGGAAGCCGAGUGCUGUGGAGAAGGUGCUGGAGAGGAGGCAGAGGAGGAUGAUCAAGAACAGGGAAUCAGCUGCUAGAUCUCGAGCCAGGAAGCAGGCUUAUACCAUGGAGUUGGAAGCUGAAGUAGCAAAACUCAAAGAGCUAAAUGAAGAGUUGCAGAAAAAACAGGCAGGAGAAGAUGAUGGAUAUGCAGAAACAUCAGGUCUGCGAGAUAAUUAAUCAGCAGCGAGAACCGAAGAAACUAUGCUUAAGAAGGACACAGACAGGUCCCUGGUAAAGUUGUGAACGGACAGUGACGACGAAAUAUAUCAGAGUUCUUGUGCGGAAAGCAGUUGUUUAUAUCAGAUAAUGGUGUCAGCUAGUGUAAAUUAAGAAUCAGUAAAUCUAUCUUGUGGAUGUUCUUCUCUUAUCUUGCUAUGGACCUCCAGUUUUCGUAAGGGUGUUUCCAGUUGUUUGACUUUA